AUGGAGGCGCUAGACAAAAGGCUAUCAGAUUUAGUUAUAAAAUAUAAAUUUGACUUCCAAAAAAUCGCUAGAGAGCUUGGAAAGUCUCAAGACGAACUCCGCAAGAGAUGAACCCACAUUCACUGUUCACGUCAAAAUAAAUUAGUUCCCGCAAAAGCAGAAAUCAAAAUUCCCCAAAAUUUAAUUAAAUCUACCAUUGAAGAAAUGACAGCAACAGAAUUAUUAUCUACAAAUCGUGAAAAUAAGAAUUAUCUUGACACUUCAAAUGUCGAUUUUACAGUCCAAAAAUCAAUUUCAAUUACAGGAGAAGAGAUAACACCUAGUGGAUUUUGCAUUCUAAAGCACUCAUUAAAAGACACUUUUACUAAAAUAAGGACUAGAGUUAAAGAGUUUUUGCCUGAUAUGGAUUUUAAUGAAGAAAAUUUAGAUGAAGGGGUCAUGCAUUUCCAAGUGUCGCUUGGGGAUGGGAAUUUUUUGUUUCAAGCUAAAGGAAAUGAAGAGGAAGAAGAAUGAAAAGAAGUCGCACCAGGAGUGCCAAUACCAAAUUUUGAUGAUAUAAAAGUAAUACCUGAUGAAGAUGUCCCUAACUUCCCCCUCUGUGAGCGAAUAAAAUCAUCAGUAAAAUCUCUAUUUUUUGACUAAAAACCCAACAAAAAUUUUUUUAAUACAAAAAAUUUUAUGAAAAAAUAAAUUGAUAUAUAUAAGUGAUAAUUAGUAUAAUGAAAUCUCUUGCUAAUUCUGGUUAAUUUUAAACAGAUUGCAUUUUAAAGCAUAAAUUUUACAAAUUAAAUUAAAUAAUCGCUUUCCAAAUUUUACAAAUUAGAAUUGUUUUAAUUUGAAAAAAAAUUUACUAUAAAAUUUUUUAAAAAAAAAUUCACCCCCCUCCCUGAGCGAACAAAAGGUUUUUGCUCGCUCACGGAGGGGGAGUAAGCCAAAAGUUAAUGGAAAAAUUGAGGAAAUUGAAAUACCGAAAAUAGAAGGGGUGAAAAAGGAAAAGAAAAUGAAAGAAGUGUGGUUUAAAGGCAGAAAAACAAUGGUUGCGUACUCAAGCAGUGAAGAGGAAGAAGAAAAUGAAGAAGAAAGCGAAGAAGAAAGCGAAGAAGAAAACGAAGAAGAAGCAUAUGAAGCAGAAGAAGAAAACGAUAGUGACAGCUUUUAA
This is a messenger RNA of Blepharisma stoltei, 1159 nucleotides long. The record is from the annotation of a GenBank genome assembly. NCBI's taxonomy places the organism in Eukaryota, Ciliophora, Heterotrichea, Heterotrichida, Blepharismidae.